AUGCUGAUUGCUUUGCUUUUUGUUCUAGGCACAGUGAGCUGCACGUUAUUCCUGGUAGUUAAUGGUUUAUAUUCGGCCAGUGACGAUGUGAUAGAGCUAACACCAACUAACUUCAACAAGGAGGUCAUUCAGAGUGAGAGCCUGUGGCUCGUGGAGUUCUAUGCCCCAUGGUGUGGUCAUUGUCAAAGACUAACCCCUGAGUGGAAGAAAGCAGCAACAGCAUUAAAAGGUGUAGUGAAAGUAGGUGCAGUAGAUGCAGAUAAGCAUCAGUCCUUGGGUGGACAGUAUGGAGUCAGAGGGUUUCCAACUAUCAAGAUAUUUGGAGCCAACAAAAACAAAGCGGAGGAUUAUCAGGGUGGCAGGACAAGUGAUGCCAUUGUUGAUGCUGCUCUAAGUGCUCUUCGGUCCCUGGUGAAAGACCGUCUUAGUGGCAGAGGUGGAGGAUAUAGUUCUGGGAAACAGAGCCGAGAGAGCGGAGGUGGAGAUAAGAAGGAUGUGAUUGAGCUGACUGAUGACAGCUUUGAUAAGAACGUCAUAAAUAGUGACGAUAUGUGGAUGGUGGAGUUUUAUGCCCCAUGGUGUGGGCACUGCAAAAACCUGGAGCCUGAAUGGGCAGCUGCUGCCACUGAGGUGAAGGAACAAACAAAGGGAAAAGUGAAGCUGGCUGCAGUAGAUGCAACAGUCAAUCAGAUGUUGGCAAGCCGAUACGGGAUUCGCGGAUUUCCCACAAUUAAAAUCUUCCAGAAAGGAGAAGACCCUGUUGAUUAUGAUGGUGGCAGAACUAGAUCUGAUAUCAUUGCUCGUGCUCUGGAUCUGUUUUCUGAUAAUGCCCCACCACCUGAACUCCUGGAGAUAAUUGGUGAAGAUGUUCUGAAGAGUACCUGUGAUGCUCAUCAACUCUGCAUCAUUUCUGUCCUGCCUCAUAUUCUUGACACAGGAGCUUCAGGGAGGAAUUCUUACCUGGAUGUCAUGUUAAAAAUGGCUGAAAAAUACAAAAAGAAAAUGUGGGGGUGGCUGUGGACAGAAGCAGGUGCUCAGUCAGAUCUUGAGAGCUCUUUGGGGAUUGGAGGCUUUGGGUAUCCAGCAAUGGCAGCUAUUAAUGCUCGGAAGAUGAAAUUUGCCCUUCUGAAAGGAUCAUUCAGUGAACAAGGGAUUAAUGAGUUUCUCAGGGAACUGUCUGUUGGUCGUGGCUCUACAGCACCAGUGGGUGGUGGAGCUUUCCCUAAAAUUCAUUCAGUUGAACCUUGGGAUGGCAAAGAUGGUGAGCUUCCAGUUGAAGAUGAUAUUGAUCUCAGUGAUGUGGAUCUGGAUGACUGGGAUAAAGAUGAGCUGUGAGACCUUCAGGAAACGUCUUUUCUUGGGAGAGUUUGUGCAGCAGUUUGCAACCUGGUUCACAAUCAGAUGGAUAUUCCAGUGGCCUUUUUAUGGAGAAAUAGCACGUGACACACUGUGCUAUUUGAUGCACUGCAGCAGUGAACUGUACGCAUCUCAAGAAAACAUUGCAGAAAUUCUAUGAAUUGUCAUAACCAGUAAACUUGAUUGUAUUCUGUGUAACAAAUAUUUUGAGAACAACAUGGAUAUUUCUUUGGAACAUCUUGGGUUUUAUUUUGUUGAUAGUGUGCUGUUUGAGUGUUACUGGAGGCUGUUAGUGUAACCAAUUUUAAAUGUGAUUUUUUUUUUUUUCCAUGGAGGUGGAACCUGGUCAGCUUCUGUUUCAAUUAAAGAAUAAAACAAAAUAUUUUUGACACACA
This is a messenger RNA of Fulmarus glacialis (Northern fulmar), 1751 nucleotides long. RefSeq names its product protein disulfide isomerase family A, member 6 (gene PDIA6). Gene Ontology annotation, cellular component: endoplasmic reticulum lumen. Gene Ontology annotation, biological process: response to endoplasmic reticulum stress. The transcript has 12 exons. The record is from RefSeq and is a predicted model, not a curated record. Bases 1 to 1335 code for a protein of 444 amino acids. Gene Ontology annotation, molecular function: protein-disulfide reductase activity; protein disulfide isomerase activity. NCBI's taxonomy places the organism in Eukaryota, Metazoa, Chordata, Aves, Procellariiformes, Procellariidae.